AUGCCUUCAGCGGCCGGAACCAAGCGCGUCAGGGGUGUCUCGAUUUUCAGACCGUUCAUAUUUGGUAGCGAAGCACGGCCAUUCGACCCUGAGAAGAAACCCCCUCAUGUCCCAGCAGAUCACACCCACCAGUGGCGCGUAUUUGUGAAAGGAGUCAAUGACGAAGACAUUUCUUACUGGCUGAAGAAGGUUCAGUUCAAGCUACACGAGACAUACGCGCAGAAUGUACGCACCAUCGAGCAGCCACCGUUUGAGGUUACCGAGACUGGCUGGGGUGAAUUCGAAAUCCAAGUCAAGCUCUACUUCGUGCCGGAGUCUGGCGAGAAACCACAGACACUAUGGCAUAGUUUGAAACUACACCCAUUCGGGCCCGGCGCGGAGGUCAAGAAAGAGCGCAGAGAGGUGGUGAUCAGCCAGAAUUACGAGGAGAUCGUAUUUAACGAGCCUAUGGAACCGUUCUACGACCUCCUUACAGGCGGACCUGCCUCCCAGCAAACGCAGAAGGGCAAGGGAGGGAAGAAUACAAAACAAUCUGCGCAGCAGCGUGUAGGUCGGACCGCCGAAAUACCUCAGAAUGAAACCCCGGAGAACCCCUACAGCAAGACGACUGAGAAUAAGGAGCUGGAUCGUUUAGAAGCGGCCAACAAGACGGUUGAGCAAAUGAUCAAGGAAGAAAGGGAGCGCCUGAUCGAACGCGAAAAGAGGCUGGCCGAGCUGCGAGAAAGCGAAGGCAUCCCUGCCAACACUAAGAAGAGAUGA
This is a messenger RNA of Aspergillus udagawae, 759 nucleotides long. It is a transcript of the gene yaf9, whose product is annotated as YEATS domain-containing protein YAF9. The record is from RefSeq and is a predicted model, not a curated record. Gene Ontology annotation, biological process: regulation of DNA-templated transcription. The transcript has 3 exons. NCBI's taxonomy places the organism in Eukaryota, Fungi, Ascomycota, Eurotiomycetes, Eurotiales, Aspergillaceae. Bases 1 to 759 code for a protein of 252 amino acids.